CUCCUGGGUACGGCAGCCGGGGAGGUGGCGGCUGGUCACCUUCCCCGCGGGCCGCAGCCAUGGCGGCCGCGCCUCCCCCGCCGCUGGAGCCCAGCCCGCUGCCGGUGUUCACCGAGGAGGGCUUCGGGGACAAGCUCCUGCGCAAGACCCGCGAGAAUCCCCUGGUGCCCCUCGGCUGCCUCUGCACCGUCGGCGUCCUGACCUACGGGCUGAUCAGUUUCAAGAGAGGCAACAUCCGUCGGUCUCAGCUGAUGAUGCGGGCACGUAUCCUGGCACAGGGCUUCACCUUCGCAGCCCUCCUGGGAGGCAUGGUGGUCACAGCCCUGAAAUCUAGGAAGUGAAAUGAUGCAAGAAAGAACCUGCAGACCAGUGCCCACCAGCCCGUAUCCCAGCUGGCAGGGUGGAUUCUGGCUGCAGAUGGGGUUUUCUGAGAGACAGUUGUGAUGUCUGAGUGGAGCUGGUGUCAGACAGAGAGGUUUUGUGUUCCAGAGUGCUGAAAAUGCAGCUAAUACAUCUGUGUGGUUAACCUGAAAUCUGGGCCCUGGUGUUUUUUGAUCCCCUGAGAGGUUAUCCUCCUGCAACACCGGAGGCUGUGCCUCACUAUGGCUUUCCACCUGUCAGACCUCUUGUCCCUGCUCGGUGUGUCACAGUCUGUUAAAAUUGUGUCCUGACAGUGAUGGUCUGCACUGAGAUGUGGCCUCAGUCAGAUGGUGCACCAGCACUUGUGGAAUGAGCUGCCCACGUAGGGGGUAACAGCUCUGUUUAUGGCUUGAUCCUGGCAGGACAGAGUUCAUAAGCAGAGAGUGAGUUGUUUGUGGAGAAUAUGUAAUCUGUUUGGUUGCAACUAGUGAGUAAUAAAGUGAAUUGCAGCGA
Apus apus (common swift) is the source of this 873-nucleotide messenger RNA. RefSeq names its product HIG1 hypoxia inducible domain family member 2A (gene HIGD2A). The record is from RefSeq and is a predicted model, not a curated record. The transcript has 2 exons. NCBI's taxonomy places the organism in Eukaryota, Metazoa, Chordata, Aves, Apodiformes, Apodidae. The coding region runs from base 60 to 341 and encodes 93 amino acids. Gene Ontology annotation, cellular component: mitochondrion. Gene Ontology annotation, biological process: mitochondrial respirasome assembly.